This is a messenger RNA of Gastrolobium bilobum, 1185 nucleotides long. Its product is annotated as putative F-box protein At3g25750. The transcript has a single exon. Bases 1 to 1185 code for a protein of 394 amino acids. Lineage: Eukaryota; Viridiplantae; Streptophyta; Magnoliopsida; Fabales; Fabaceae. The record is from RefSeq and is a predicted model, not a curated record.
AUGGAGCCAGACUGGGCAUAUUUGCCAUCACUUGCUCUCAAUUUGAUUCUUGACAAGUUGGGAGAACGACUGGAUCAUGUUUGGUUCGGUGCAGUGUGCAAGAAUUGGUGCUCGGUUGCAAAGCUAAACCACCAACACCACCAAUUCAGGGGUAAAGUACUGCCGAUGCUAAUGAUCCCAACAAAAAGAAAGAGCAGAAUAGAGAGAAAUUUGUAUGGCAUUGUAUCCGAGACAGUUUACAACUUUAAAUUGCCUGUGCCUUAUUCUAAGAAGUGCUGUGGUUCAAGCCAUGGCUGGCUAGCAACGGUGGAUCCUGAUUAUGUUGUAACACUUAUGAAUCCUUUCAAGAAUUUAAAAAUUCGUCUGCCACGCCUCAAUCGUGGAUUGUCAAAUAAGUGCUACUACGAACGCAAUAUGCGUAAGGUUACUUUAUCUGCUGAUCCCAUAAGCAACCCGAAUGAUUAUGUGGUAGCUGCAGUUCACAGUGAACGUUGUUGUCUUGCUUUCAUAAGAAGAGGUCAAAAGUUUUGGACCUAUAUUCGCAAUGACUUUUUUUGCUUCACUGAUAUUACAUUCUACAAAGGUCGAGUAUAUGCUGUGGGAAGAUGGAAUAACAUUGUGUCAUUCGAUCUUUGUUAUUCAGAUGACCCUUACGGAACUGAGAAGAUAAUGCCAAAUGUUCUUUAUAGAGGAGGCCGUAAAGAACCGUAUUCGGAUCGAGCCUAUCUUGUGAAAUCAUUGGAAGGAGACUUGUGGAUGGUUAAAAGAUUUUUGGGUUUCUACUUCACCAGUGAAGAUAGCGACGUGACCAGCACUGGUACUAAAAGGUUUGAAGUGUAUAAGUUGGAAUUGGAUUUCCAAAGUGGGAAGCUUUUGCAAGCGUUGAAACUGGAGAGUUUGGGAGAUAAUAUUCUGUUUGUGGGUGAUAACGAUUCAAUUUCUGUGUCUGCUUCGUAUUUCUCUAAUUGUCUACGUAGAGAUUCAAUCUACUACACUGACGAUUACAACGAGGAAGAACCAAGCCCUUACCAAUCUGGCCCAUUUGAUAAUGGCAUUUAUAAUGUUAAGGAUGGAAGCUUUGCUAAACAUUAUCCUUAUAAUCCUUCUUUCAAGCGGAUGCCACCACCAUUCUGGAUUCUACCACCGUUCCAGUGGGACCGAGUGGAAAUAGAUCAGCUCAUGUGA